GGAUGAAAGAACUCACACUGGUGAGGGGCAGUCGUUCUCUGCCUUUGGAGAGACGCACACAACUCGGUGUAGGUGAUUUCCUUAUCCAACUGUCUUUAAUGGAUACGUGGCGAGGAAAACUGACUUGGAUUCGCAUUUCAACGCGAUAUUUCAACGCGUAGCUUUCAAAUCUACUUUCAGAGUUUACUCAAAUAAUAUGACUAAAUUUUAAACGUACGAGAUACUUGGGUUCGCGUAUCUCUCGAAAACUAAUUUUACAGUGGACAGUUUACCUCGUGCAAUUUUCAAUGCGAGCAUGAUUUUUCGAAAAUAUCGUCUACGUUUGACAACACUUUGCGAUCGCCACACAAUAGCAACGAUUUUUCCCACACAACCCUCAAAUUUAUAUAUUACACCAAUCCUCAUUUCCUAAUUUAAUCCACAGAGAAGCUCGCUUGUUUUAGCCCGUUGUAAACUAGUCAGAAAAAUACGCAAUUAUGCGCAACAGGGUAAUAUGGAAUGUUUUAGUUGUUACCCUCAUCGCGUUCGGUGCAAGUGAAAUGGAGAUUUUGAAGCCAUUACAAGUCGACAUGCGUGAAUCAUUAAGCGACACCAAGUCUUCAACAAAGGAAUUAGCAAAAAUGGAAAACGCUAGAUGUUUACAUACUGACUACUAUUUCAAUCGAAAUUGCUUUAUGCUGAAUUGCGAAAUAGAUGACACGGAGAAAAUCGACAAGAUCGGCGACCGAUACAUUUUUAAUCAGCGCCCACUCAAGAAAUACGCAACGAGGGACGUAGUCCGUUGUUUUGAUUCGUUAUCAGCCCAAGGGCAAAGACAACCGAUGCAUAUUGCUUUCAUAGGCGAUUCAACCAUUCGUCAGCACUUUGUCAGUUUUCUACGGCUAUUUCCUGACCACGACAGCCAAAUCACGACGCAAUUUGACAGAUUCGCAAAUAAAAACUUGACUAUGCAGCAUCACGAUGAUCGCAACGUCACGAGUCAAUUGUUGGGCAAUUUACGCAUUUCUUUCUUCUGGCGCAAUCUUAUAAAUAAUGAGUUGAUUGCUGAUUUCAAACGAUGGGCAUCGACUGACGACGACAGUCGAACACCCGACUAUAUUUUUUUAGGCCUGACGGUUCAUCAUCUUCUAGAAAACGACCUUAUCACAUUCAAGGAAUUACUAGAAACGAGUCUAGUGCCACUGAUUAAUAAGAGUCUAGCCAUCCAUCGGCAUCAAAGAGUUGUCUGGCUGCGUCUUCAUACUUCAAUAGAUCAAUUCUAUCAAUUGUAUGGAGGUUUUUACACGGAAACGGUUACCGUGUACAAUGAAGCCAUCGAGCGCAUCCUCAAGAGUACGAACAUAAUACUAUGGGAUACCAUCAUCGCCAUUGUCGAGGAAUACCUGCGUGCGUGCGCCUUAACCGCCUACACUCGCCACGAUUUCGAUCAAGUCUUAAUCGACAAAUGGAUGGAUCGAGGUUACAUGAAUUGCAACGAUUACGUACAUCCAGGAAUGACUGCAAUAGCCAUUGGUACACAACUCAUCAUCAAUCACAUGUGUGAAACAGUUGCCUAGACUUCAAUAAACAUAAAGAAGUAA
Daphnia magna is the source of this 1580-nucleotide messenger RNA. RefSeq lists its product as uncharacterized. The record is from RefSeq and is a predicted model, not a curated record. The transcript has 4 exons. Lineage: Eukaryota; Metazoa; Arthropoda; Branchiopoda; Diplostraca; Daphniidae. The coding region runs from base 477 to 1556 and encodes 359 amino acids.